Phycodurus eques (leafy seadragon) is the source of this 3176-nucleotide messenger RNA. RefSeq names its product protein kinase X-linked (gene prkx). The record is from RefSeq and is a predicted model, not a curated record. The transcript has 8 exons. Gene Ontology annotation, biological process: protein phosphorylation. Gene Ontology annotation, molecular function: ATP binding; protein serine/threonine kinase activity. The coding region runs from base 351 to 1400 and encodes 349 amino acids. NCBI's taxonomy places the organism in Eukaryota, Metazoa, Chordata, Actinopteri, Syngnathiformes, Syngnathidae.
UCGGCGUAAAUAUACGAGGAAAUGUGGAGGCGUUGGGGAUUCAUCUGUCUAGCAAAUUUUCACAUGCAGGUCUCUUUGGUAGUUUCACACGCUCCUUUUUUAAAACAAUUGUUGCGAUGCUUCAGGUCUUUUUUGUAGCUCACCACUCAGCUUUCGCUUUGACCUGUCACCAACUUCUUUUGUCUCGUUCUCCUGUCGAGGCCCCAAAUGUCCACUGACUGUACCGGAGAGAAAAUGUCACCAGAUUUUUGACACUCUUCUCCCUUAGUUCAUGCUUGGAAUAUGACACUGCGUAUUUAUUUCAACCUCCGACAUUUUCAAACCAAAACAAUUAGCUUCGGACGUGACUCAUGGCGUCCUCAAAAGCAGAUACCGGAGUUAGCAAGGACACUAAUUGUUCCAAAGAAAAUGUCAGUAGCAGCGAAUCCUCGAGCGAAGACAAUCACCAGCGGUAUUCCCUUGAUGACCUAGUGAGCAUCGCCAUAGUAGGUACAGGAACUUUUGGUCGAGUAUAUCUGGUUAGGGACAAGAACAGCAGGACCUUCUAUGCUCUGAAACAGAUGAGGAUCCCUGAUGUGAUUCGCCUGAAGCAGGAGCAGCAUGUACACAACGAGAAGGCGGUUCUGAAAGAGGUCAACCACCCCUUCCUCAUACGACUGUUUUGGACACACCAUGACGAAUGCUUCCUUUAUAUGUUGAUGGACUACGUGCCUGGCGGUGAGCUCUUCAGCUAUCUUCGCAGCCGAGGCCGCUUCAGUAACGGCACUGGUCUGUUCUACGCCUCUGAGAUCGUCUGUGCUAUCGAGUACCUCCACUCCAAAGACAUAGUUUACCGUGACCUGAAGCCAGAAAACAUCCUGCUGGACAGGGAAGGGCACAUCCGCCUGACUGACUUUGGCUUUGCGAAGAAGCUUUCGGACAGAACCUGGACUCUAUGUGGCACUCCAGAGUAUCUUGCUCCAGAAGUUAUCCAGAGCAAAGGUCAUUGCCGUGCCGUGGACUGGUGGGCUCUUGGCAUUCUCAUCUUUGAAAUGUUGGCUGGGCAUCCACCUUUUUUUGAUGAUAAUCCAUUUGGAAUCUACCAGAAGAUUCUGGCUGGAAAACUGGAUUUCCCGCGUCAUCUGGAUUUUUACGUCAAAGACCUAAUCAAGAGGUUUCUGGUAAUUGACCGAGCCAGACGACUUGGCAACAUGAAGAAUGGCGCAGAUGACGUGAAAAAGCACCGAUGGUUCAAGGCCAUCGAUUGGGAGACUGUUCCACUGAAAAAAUUGAAGCCUCCAAUAGUUCCCAAAGUGUCCCAUGAAGGCGACACCACAAACUUUGAAGUUUACCCCAAUGAUGAAUGGAAAAAAGACCCUUCUGUUCCACCAAGAGACUUGGAGAUCUUCAAAAACUUCUGACAACUCCGACAGAAUGUUUAAUUAAUGGGAUGGCGGGAAAAAACAUUUACAACGAACAAGUCCUAUAAGCGUUAAGGGAAUACAGUGGACCCCUGCAUAUUUGCAGUUCGACAUUCGCAAAUUCACCUAGUUGCGGAUUUUUUUUAAUCUAUCCUCCAUUAGUUGUGAGGGGAAAAAACACUUUCACUCACAAUUUUCUGUAAUGUGGCAAAAUAAGUCUUUUUUUUUAAUUUUCAUGGCAAAAUACUGUCUACAGUAUGUAUGAUAAUUUGUGUAUUGUAGUAACGAACAGUUACUAGUUGUCCGCUCAACCAAGCUUCCGUGACAGCAGGCAGAAGGUGGAAGUUCCGCCCACAGAUAUAAAUAGGUAGAAACAACAUGCCCCUUUUGAUCUACGUGCCUACGUCAACGUUUAAGCUAGGUGGGUAAAAGCCAUCAGCAUAUUCUGUGUGUGUGGACGGCAAGAAAACCGAAAGAAAUAGGAUGCUGGCACAUUGUGCCGCAUGCGGUUGCAUACAAUGCCGUACACCUACAACAAGGGAACUGGGAAUAACCUUUCACACGUAAAAAUAUUUUUGGGAGCUUUUUUCCAAAUGUUAUAUAUUGAUAGCACACACUUUAACGUUGGCAAAAAAAAAGUAAACCUCAUGAAAAUAGGUUAAGAAAUCAGCAAGUUACGACUUAAUGUCAAUGUCCAUCCAUUGCCUUUGACAGGAAUGUCGACCUCCCUAACAUGGCCGCCACGUAGGAACCUCGGUCAGCCGGGUUGAUGCAGUGCGCGAUCAUAUCUAGUCCUCCUAUCUAUGGUUGCACCGACACACACGCUCACUCGCUCCGCUCCUGACCCGCUCAUCCAAUCGUAAAUAGGAUGAGCGGCUGAUAGAUAAGAUGGCAGCACCCAUGUCUACAGCUUUGUAGCAUUAUACUUUCGCAAAACUAAUAAACACAGCAUCAAAACCAAUGUAAUCUGGUAUAACAACUCAGUGGAACUUCACUAAACCUACUUACGACUGGUUUGCUGUGCAGUCAAAUAGUCAUUAUUUUACACCGGACUGCACUGCGACAAUAAUUCUUAUCAUCAUUAGAAUUGUUAGCAUGUAUGUACAGGUACUGUACAUAGUGUAUGUGUGUACUUAGCUGUAAGCUGUUUACUGUGUUUUUAAGGAUACAGCAAUGUUUGAAAAUGUUUGUAAGCGUUUGAAAUGCUAUUUAAGUGUUUUGGGAUCAUAGUUACUGGUAUAUUUGUGGUUUAAACUAUUAAUAUAGGCAAUUAUCAUUUUUGGGAGCAGUCAGUUAUUCACGGAAAUUCGCUUUUCGCGGACAUGUCCCCCGCAAACAGUGGGUGUCCACUGUAUUUAUGUUACUCAAAGUUGGCAUAGUUAUACCUCUUUAGCUCCUAAUGAGUCAUGCUGUAACUUCUGUCAUACCACAGAACCUGCUUUUUAUACACUCAUCCACUUCCCCAUUUUUUUAGUAUUAAUCUCUGAGCCUACACAUGAGCGGAAAAAAACAAGACUGUUACUUUCUACUUUUUAAAAUGUUUUAUAUUUCAUCGCAAUUGCAUAUUUCUUUUUGACCACUGAAUCCUGUGACUUUUUGGCCAGAAGCAAGUAUUAAGGGGAAACUACAUUUUUUUAUUAUUUUUUUUAUUGUUGACAAAAGGCAGCAAAAAAGGUGCCUUAUUUUUUUGCUACAGAUUUGUUAGUUUCACUUGAAAAAUUUCCUCAACUUCUCAUUGUUACGUAACUCAAAAUAAAAUAAAAUGAUAAACUUCCA